This is a messenger RNA of Alternaria triticimaculans, 855 nucleotides long. RefSeq lists its product as uncharacterized. NCBI's taxonomy places the organism in Eukaryota, Fungi, Ascomycota, Dothideomycetes, Pleosporales, Pleosporaceae. Bases 1 to 855 code for a protein of 284 amino acids. Gene Ontology annotation, cellular component: intracellular anatomical structure. Gene Ontology annotation, molecular function: oxidoreductase activity, acting on NAD(P)H, oxygen as acceptor. The record is from RefSeq and is a predicted model, not a curated record. The transcript is spliced from 3 exons.
AUGGAAAAGUGUUCGUGGUUACAGGUGCAGCAUGCCGUCCUCCUCCCAUCUCUAGAGCAACAAUAUGCUUUUGUAACCCGUGUUAACGUAUCAACAGGUGGAGGUCGUGGAUUAGGACUCUGCAUGGCUGAAGGUCUCGUGGAGGCUGGCGGCAAGGUGCAUUGUCUCGAUCGGUUACCGGAACCCCCUCAAGCAUUCCAAGAGGCUCAGGGCCGUCUCAAGAGCAACAUCGGUGCGAGUCUGCAGUACCAUAGGGUGGACGUUACAGACGAGCAGGCGAUGCGGAAGUGCAUCGGCGGUAUUGCGUCGGAGCACCAACGGCUCGAUGGUCUCAUUGCAGCUGCCGGCAUCCAGCAAGUCACACCCGCGCUCGAUUUCAAGAAGGAAGACAUCGCAAAGAUGCUCGAUGUCAACUACACUGGCGUGUUCCUAGCAGCUCGAGAAUGCGCCCGUCAGAUGAUGGAAUACAAGAUCCAAGGCUCGAUCUGCCUGGUCGCAAGCAUGAGUGGUACCAUUGCCAACCGAGGCUUCAUCGCGCCCGUUUACAACUCAUCCAAGGCGGCGGUGGUGCAGCUGGCACGGAACUUGGCCAUGGAGUGGGGAAGGAAGAAUCCAGAUGGCUCAGGCGGUAUCCGAGUAAACUCUCUGAGUCCGGGUCAUAUCGUUACACCGAUGGUGCAAGCCAACUUCGACAAGGGCGAGGCCAGCCGCGAGGAAUGGGAGAACAACAGCAUGUUGGGCAGGCUCAGCACUCCUGAGGAGUACAAGGCUGCGGGACUGUUCAUGUUGAGCAAGGCCAGCAGCUACAUGACUGGGCACGAUCUGAAGCUGGAUGGCGGUACUACCGCUUGGUAA